Molecule: messenger RNA, 572 nt
Organism: Clarias gariepinus (North African catfish)
Lineage: Eukaryota; Metazoa; Chordata; Actinopteri; Siluriformes; Clariidae
Product: cyclin-dependent kinase 4 inhibitor B-like
Exons: 2
Coding region: 120-512 (130 amino acids)
Biological process (GO): regulation of cyclin-dependent protein serine/threonine kinase activity; negative regulation of cell population proliferation
Cellular component (GO): nucleus
Molecular function (GO): protein kinase binding; cyclin-dependent protein serine/threonine kinase inhibitor activity
Source: RefSeq, a predicted model, not a curated record
CACACACCUGUGCUCUCUGUGCCUCACCUGUCACACAGCACACAGUCCGGGCUCGAGCGCAGGGGAGAGACACAGGUGAGACAGGUGAGAGACACAGGUGAGACAGGUGAGACAGGAGGAUGCGCGCCGCCGAUGCGGACAGACUGGCGCACGAGCUGACGAGUGCGGCGGCGGGCGGAGACACUGCGCGCGCUGAGCUCCUGUUGAGGGACGGCGCUGAUGUGAACCGCGAGAACCGCUUCGGGAGAACACCUGUACAGGUGAUGAUGAUGGGCAGUGAGCACAUGGCCAGCCUGCUGCUAUCACACGGUGCGAACCCUAACAUCGCGGAUGUGAGUACGGGGGCAACACCACUACACGAUGCUGCGCGCGAGGGUUUCCUCCGCACUGUAGAGUUGUUAGUCAGAGCCGGAGCUGAUGUCACCACGCUGGACCACAGUGGACGGAGCCCAGCCCAGCUUGCACUGCAAGAAGGCCACGCCCACAUUGCCAACUAUUUACAGCACCUCUAAUAAUCUACUUGCUUUAGAAAUGUUUUUAAAACUGUUUAUAAAUAUGAAUGCACAGAUACA